Messenger RNA from Physcomitrium patens, 1423 nucleotides. RefSeq lists its product as uncharacterized. NCBI's taxonomy places the organism in Eukaryota, Viridiplantae, Streptophyta, Bryopsida, Funariales, Funariaceae. The record is from RefSeq and is a predicted model, not a curated record. Gene Ontology annotation, molecular function: structural constituent of ribosome. Gene Ontology annotation, cellular component: ribosome. Gene Ontology annotation, biological process: translation.
UCCGAGAGUCCAAGCUUUGAGAAGCAGUGAGGGACGAAGGCAACACAAGCUUUAGAGCUGCGGAGACAGCAGCGAUGGCGGCCACGGCACGCGCCCUUUGGGCUUCGGCUCGCUCUGAAGCUGCUCGGAGAUGCGUCGACCAAGCAAGUCUUCUCCGAUCGUGGCUCUCCGGACAGCGGGCUGGACAUGCUACUGUCGCUGUUAAGAAAGUGUUUCCCUCUAAUCAAGGCCAAUUGAAGGACGUUGAAGUCAAGGUGACAAAUUUUCAGAGCGAGGACAAAGGUCUUGCAACGUUAGCCGGUGAUGUGUUUGACGUGCCAAUAAGGCCGGAUGUUGUUCACCGCGUCGUUCGAUGGCAACUUGCCAAGAGACGCCAGGGCACUGCUUCAACCAAAGGUAUUCACGAAGUGAGUGGUACAGGGAGAAAACCUGGUCCCCAAAAGGGAAGCGGUAGAGCUCGACAUGGUUCUCUGCGAGGUCCACAGUUCCGAGGAGGAGCUACGCAGCAUGGCCCAAAGCCUCGGAGCCAUGAGAUAGGUUUGCAGAAGCAAGUGCGUCGACUUGGCCUCAAAGUUGCCCUUUCAUCUCGUGUUGCUGAGGGCAAGCUGAAGGUGUUUGAUAGCGUAGAACCUCCCACACUAAAAACUCGAGAAAUGGAGCGCCUAAUUGCUGAUAUCGAAGGUUGUAAGAAGGUGCUCAUUGUUGAUGAUGCUGAGACCGUCAACGAAUCGUUGUGUCGGGCGACAGGCAACUUGCAUUAUGUCAAUGUAUUACCUGCCAAGGGGUUGAAUGUCUACAGCAUCUUGCAGCACGAUACUCUGGUGAUGAGCGUUGGAGCAAUCCGAAGAAUUGAAGAGCGCCUUCAUACACCCAUUAACAGAUGAUCAACCCACCUAGCUUCGAUCUUUUUAGCUGUUCGUUCUUGAACCCGUGGUUGAAAUGUAGUCGAACGCUGGCGUCAUGGCAUGAAAGCAUGUUACGGCGAACUUGCUAUUGAAGCAGAAAUAGGAGGCAUCUUUACAUACUUCAUCAUGGUUAUCUGAUCUUGGACCUUUCGAGGGAUGUGCUUCAUUAUGAGUGGACAACUGUGCGCAUGGAAUCAAUGGCUGGAAACUAAUUUGUCUCAGUUCCUCUAUUAACGCUCUAAGAUGGAUUCAGCCUUUCCCUCAAUCUGCUUUAGUUCUAUUGUUGUUACCACAUGCUGAGAAGUGGCUGUCGAGUUAGCUCCAACCUGGUGUUAUAGUUGCGUGGUAUAAAGCCGCUUCAUUCUGUAGCUUCGAUGUAUUCACUUGGCGCUAGGGGCAUUGGGUUUAGAUUUAGAUAUAGCAUGAGGGGAUUGGAUAGCAAACUAUCCUUUUAUGUAAUGCAUUCCAAUCAAGUCUGGAAACACAAUUCAAUAAAGUGCUCAUUACAUUUCAGGGAA